Ogataea angusta is the source of this 2544-nucleotide messenger RNA. RefSeq lists its product as uncharacterized. The transcript has a single exon. The record is from RefSeq and is a predicted model, not a curated record. NCBI's taxonomy places the organism in Eukaryota, Fungi, Ascomycota, Pichiomycetes, Pichiales, Pichiaceae. Gene Ontology annotation, cellular component: plasma membrane. Gene Ontology annotation, molecular function: calcium-activated cation channel activity. Bases 1 to 2544 code for a protein of 847 amino acids.
AUGCUGGAGAAUUCAGAUGAGCCUCCUCUUUUUGACCCCAGACGCCAGACACAGACCCUGUUCAAGGUGCAAUUGUACUUCUGUUCCAUCUUGGGCCUGGUGAUCUUCCUCACUUUCUGUCUGGUCAGAUACAAGUUCCCCCUGUUAUAUUCUGUGCGCCCGUAUCGGAACAAGAUGAUACGCAGGCUCCCGAAAAGCUUUCUUGGCUGGCUCAAAGUUCUCCAUUCGAUCUCCGGAGACGAGAUCAUCCAAGUGGCCGGGCUCGACGCGUACGUGUUCCUCUGUUUCUUCCGCAUGGGAAUACGGAUUUUUUGUACCAUGACUGUGGCUGGGUUGCUGGUUCUGAGUCCCGUGAGGUAUCUGCUGACCGGCAAGUUUGACAAGGAAAUGACGGGGCUACAACUGUUCUACGGUGUGAUGACGGGAGCGGCCAAGACUCCUGCCAGACACGACGAUUCCGAACCAACAGGGUAUCUGGUGGUGUGCACGAUCUUCACGUAUGUUUUCACUGCUACCGUCUUUUUUUUCCUGUUCAAAGAGACCUUGCACAUCAUCAAAACCAGACAACGCUGUCUGGGCUCGCAACGGUCGGUCACAGACCGAACGAUCGUGAUCUCCCAUAUUCCGGACUCGCUGAAAGACGAAGAGGCUUUGAAAUCUCAUAUCGAGACCUUGGGAGUUGGUAACGUCGAGAAGGUCACGCUGGUGUACGACUACACGAAACUGCGGAACUUGUUUGACCGUCGCACAAAAAUAAUGCGCAAGCUUGAACAGCUGUACUCGAAUUACUACGGACUCGAGACUCGCAUUUUUAAAGACGUUGAGACCCCUUCGGCCAAGCUUAAACUGGACCUGCUCAGCCAGGAGCUUGAUCUUGACGCGUCCGUGCCGCUUCCCAAGGCAUACGACUCAAAGAAUAGAGAGAAAAAGCGGCCUUUGGGCAGAAUCACUGCGUUUGGCCCCAAAGUCGAUCUUUUUGACUACUACUGCGGAGAGCUCAUCCAGAUGGACCAAAAAAUAAUGGUGGUGCGCGAGAAAGGAGACUUCAAGCCUAUUCCCUCGGCAUUCGUGACAAUGGACUCUGUCAGCGACGCUCAGAUGGCUGCGCAAGCCCUCUUCUCGCCUAAAGCGUUCCAGCUCAUCACCUGUCUGGCACCGGCUCCUCUGGACGUCAACUGGGACAACUUGCAUCUCAGCUCGAAAUCCGUAUUCAUAAGGAAGAACAUUGUGGAGCUGAUCAUCAUCGCCUUUAGCAUCUUGCUCAUUAUUCCUAUUCGGUAUCUGUCCUCGCUGCUCAACGUCAACGCCAUCAAAAGAAUAUGGCCCGAGUUUGGUGACUACUUGAUCAAACACGAAAUUCUUAGGACCAUCGUGACCGGUAUCCUGCCGACCUACUUAUUCACGCUCAUCAACAUUGCGCUUCCAUACGUCAUUUCCUUCCUCUCCAAUUUGCAAGGUUUGGUUUCUAAAGGCGACGUUGAUCUUUCAAUCACACGCAAAAACUUCAUGUACAUUUUCUUCAACUUGUUCCUGGUGUUCACGCUGUUUGGUACCCUGUCCAGCUACAAGGCCCUGCUAACAGACACUACGAAAAUCGCGCCUUUGCUGGCAACGUCGAUCAAAAGUUUGUCGCUGUUCUACAUCGACCUGAUCUUGCUGCAGGGUCUGGUUAUGUUUCCGGUCAAGUUGCUGCAGGCGGGAGAUCUCGCAUAUAUUUUUUGGGAGUACGUUUUGCGUCACUCGUGGCAGACUCCCAGAAGUUACAGAGACCUGUUUUACAAGCCUGCCAUUUUUGAGGUCGGGCUCAUUCUGCCCCAGCAUCUGCUCAUUUUCAUCAUCACCAUCAUCUACUCUGUGAUCUCCACGAAAAUCCUCACGUCUGGCCUGGUGUACUUUGUUCUAGGAUACUACGUCUACAAGUAUCAGCUGGUGUAUUCCAUGGUCCAUCCAUAUCACAGUACAGGAAAGCUGUGGCCCAUAGUGUUUCACAGAGUGUGUUUGGGGAUGCUGUUUUUCCAGCUGCAAAUGUUGGGCACGCUCGCUUUGGAGCAGUCGUUUGUGCUUGCUGCGCUAGUGGUGCCUCUGCUGCCAAUGACGGUUGUGGUGAUACUCUUUUUCAACCGCAACUACCUGCCCUUGCUGUUCUACAUUGCUCUCGACGCCAUAAAGACGUCAGGCGAGUCUGCAGAGACCGACGACUCCGACGAGCUGGGCUCUUUCCUUAGCUCGCCUGAUGGGGCUGCCCGCAAACCGCGGCCCGGACGCAAGUCGGUGGUCAUGCGCACUCCAUCAGAGUCCCCAAGCCCCUCGCAUACAGAUCCAGAAGCGCUUUCUGCACACGUGCUGCGCAAACGCAGAAGCACGAUUGACGAGGCGCGGGAGGCAUGUCAGAGCUACAUAUAUCCAUUGUUGAAGGAACAGCUGGAUGGACCCUGGGUCGGGUUUGAGGGAGACGAGAUCGACGUCGUCAGGUACUACGCUACUGAGUCGAGGAUUGUCUCGGACAUUGUCAGACAGAAGAUUUCCUCCAUUGAGUACGACUAA